UGUUUGAAGUCUCGUCAACCCAGACAUUGAUCAGUUCCGUGAUCAAUUUCUUUGAAAUUGAUCCGAUUCACGUUACUGCGGAAACCUUGUCGCGGUUGAGUUCGGUCGAAAUGCUUUGUUUACAUACGUCGUUUACUCUUUAAUCACUUCGCCGACAAUACUCGACCAAAGAUAUCCGCAGACUUUACGUUUCCUGAGACAAUUUUUGUUUACGACAAAGGCCGCGUUUGUGAAAUCAUUGAUCGCUGCCUUAUACCAUAAGGAAGGAAACCUAUACCAGUGGAAUUCACCUUGUUAGGCCACUCUGAGUGAGUCGAGCUACAUUGAAAUACUGUGAACGUGCUUCGAAUUUCUCUAUUACGUCACGCGUAGCUAUAUUGUUACCCUCUUCGAAGCCGUAAAAAGCGUGCUGAAAUAUUAUCAAAUAUACCUUCGCUAUUUGGCCAUUUACGAACUUCGCCGUUUACAACGGUUGUGAUGAUUGUUUGGGCAUUGCGAUUUGUUGUUUGUAAUGUGUUUUUGUAACUGCGUAUACUCCACGCAUAAAUACUGUACUGUAGCGCAUCGAGUUCAUCAGUCGUAUUCAACGAAUUAACAGCUAGAGUUCUUGCCAUCUGAAGUAAUUGCAUGCAAAUCGCUGCAGAAGAAUCUCGGAAGGACAAAGAGCAACAUCAACGGGUGACCUUUUGCCGUUUUCCUUUGUAAUUAUUCGUUCGUUGCUCGUCGUUUAAAAGAUGGCAAGGAACAGCCGUACGGAGUUUUUGGCUAAAGAAAUGCGUCCACUUUCUGGCGUACCUGAUGUGGCCGAAAAUGAACCACAAACGCAACGUGCAGGAAAGAAAGUCUGCACGCUUCGUCCCUUCCGUACCACCCUGGAGCGAGUGAUGGCAUUUGCCAUACUUAUUUUGUUACUUGUGUGCGUGACUGUCGUGGUGUUGUAUGCAACGAAGGAUGGAAAAGAUGCAACUACCACAGAAGACGAAAUAGCCACUGCUUGUUCUUUUUCCAAAGAAGCACUACGUGUCGGUUUGGAGGAAUUUCUGAGAAAAGUGCAAGACACUUAUUACGAGUAUCGUACUGUGGAAUGGAUUCCUGGUAUGACCAUACGCGAUCAUAUUAGGAAUAUAAAAGAAAGAUACAAACCAAUGAAUUUCACUCCGGAAUACUUAAAAGAGAAAACUGACGCCACGUUGGCAUUGCUUGAAGAAAUCAACAACAUGGACAUCGACGAAGAGAAGUUGAAAUCCAGAGAAGCUAAAGUCGUUUAUCAGGUGAAGCAAUUCCUGCAAACGACUUUUGCUUCUCCCUAUGACGCAAAUUUCUACAGUGGCGAUUGGAUGCUUGGUGUGAACCAUUUCUGUUUUCAACCAAUAUGCCAACUAGGCCAGGAACUUGGUAAUCAUGCAAGAUGGGUCAGGCCUAAAAACCUGGAUGAUUUAGAAAACAUAUUGGACAUGAUAUACUUACAUGGGGAAGCUGUGAAACAAUACCAGUCCAACGUACAACUCGGCGUCAAAACAGGAAUGGUGCGCUCUGCAUUUAACUGUAAAGCAGGUUUAGAUGCAUUUAAAGCUCGCUACAAGGAAAUAACAAAGGAGAACGACCCCAAAGGAAUAUUGGACGAGUCGUUUGUUGUAGGUUUUCGCCAUGGAUUGUACAUCAAAGAUUUAUCGGACGAGGAUCAUGAGGAAUGGAUGAAGAUGAAGGGAAAAUCUAUUUCCGCCUCCAUUGACGAAGCACUGGUUGAAGGGCUAGGAAAACCUUUAACUGACUUUGUGGAGUAUCUCGGCAAGAAGCACAUACGGAAUUGCCUACCCCAAGAUCUUUCCAGUGGACUUGCGGGGAUUCCGGUGGAUCAUAUCUACAUCGACGGCGCCCCGACGAUUAUCCCCACAACCAAGAUCUUGCCAAUAACCGGACAGAACCUGAGCGGAAAAGAAAAUUACAAAAGUAUUUUAACAUCGUUCACAACGAGCGAUAUAUCUCCUGAGGAAAUCUACGAAAUCGGAAAAGAGAGUCUGAGGAAACUUUUUCCGAAGGCCAUAGAGAUUGCUCGGAACGUCACGGGGCAGUCGGACAACGAGACAGCGAUUCGUGAAUUCAGGAAACUUCUGAACUCAUCCGAACAGUUCUUCAACGACGGACCAUUUCCCGCCAAUGAAUCGGACCUCGCUGCGUUCAAAAAUUGUUCGGACAUCGAAUCGGCGGAGAAAAAUUGUCCGAUACGAUGGCAAGCCAUGCAGAAGUGGGCUUCUUAUGGUCGCCAAACGGCUGGAAUGCUUGCACCAAAACUUAUUCCGUUGUUUUACCACACAGGAAACAAGAUCACCAUUCCAAAUUGUCCUAUAGAAUUCCGGCCGAAUUUUAACCCAUCGUUUGGCGCUCAGUCGUAUUCGCACUCAGAUACUGGUUGCACAGAACCUGCUUACAUAAAUAUACCUUUUUUCCUCGACAAUUUCGGGCCAAAAUUCUCAGACUGGAGUAUCAUAGCUCAUGAAGGAUGGCCCGGACACCACACUCAGCUACAAGGUUCUUUGGAAUAUUUCAAUGAUCCGUGCGAGGAUGUCUUAAAAUGGUUGGAUAAGAAGUCGAGAUACAGUUACUUCACAGAGGGUUGGGCAUUAUACGCAGAAACACCUCUAGUAUCUGAGAACACUGAUACAUACCACGGUCAUCCCUUGGAAGAGUACGGAAUGCUACAAUGGGAGAUAUGGAGGACUUUACGAUUGAUUGUGGACACUGGACUCCAUUACCGUGGAAUGACAAGGACAGAAGCUAUUGAAUUAUUCUCAAAAUACGCGUGGGAUGACAGCGACUUCACACACAAGGAGGUGACUCGGUACCAGGGUGGACCUGGACAGGCGACCGCAUACAAAUUGGGUCAGCAGAAAAUCGUCGAGAUGAGAGAAUAUUGCGAGCGAAAGCUUGAGGCGAAGUUUAAUCUACAGGACUUCCAUUACCAAAUUCUGUCCAUUGGCUCGGCGCCAGAGAGCUACAUCGAUAAACAUAUAAAGAAAUACGUGAAAUGCUUAGACGAUGAGGAGGAGUCUGAUGAAGAUGAGUGUAACGAGAUUCUCUAUCCGAUGCACAAAGCGAAGACUUCAGUGUAUGCCGAGGGGGGGUACGAGCAGUUCACUAGACCAUCUUCUUUUAAUUAUGUUUAGACUGACCCACUCCUCCAUGGAGAUGAUACGAGCCCCAUCAUUAAUCUUCUUUAAGCCCCGCUGUUAUAAACUAGAUUCCCUACUCGUAAAUAAUUCAAAAAAGAAAAGAUGGAUAUCUAGGGUGACUAGGAGAACUCGUGAUAUAGAUGUAUAUACUGUAACAGGGACAUUGCAGGAUAAUAUAGUAUGGUAUGGAUGCUGUUCGUAAUCAUCAACUUAUAUAUUGUAACUUAGAUUAUUUAACAUUAUUAAUAUUUAAU
This is a messenger RNA of Dendronephthya gigantea, 3424 nucleotides long. RefSeq lists its product as uncharacterized. NCBI's taxonomy places the organism in Eukaryota, Metazoa, Cnidaria, Anthozoa, Malacalcyonacea, Nephtheidae. Bases 735 to 3164 code for a protein of 809 amino acids. The transcript has 10 exons. The record is from RefSeq and is a predicted model, not a curated record.